Molecule: messenger RNA, 1054 nt
Organism: Gracilinanus agilis (Agile Gracile Mouse Opossum)
Lineage: Eukaryota; Metazoa; Chordata; Mammalia; Didelphimorphia; Didelphidae
Product: carbonyl reductase [NADPH] 1-like
Exons: 3
Coding region: 83-916 (277 amino acids)
Molecular function (GO): carbonyl reductase (NADPH) activity
Source: RefSeq, a predicted model, not a curated record
GUGGCUCCACAGUCUCUUGCAAGGCGGAGCAGCAUCCUCAGACCAGGCCUGCCCUGGGUCUGUGUCUACCGGCUUCUAAGUCAUGUCUUCCAACAGCCGAGUAGCCGUGGUGACGGGGAGUAACAAGGGCAUCGGCUUCGCCAUUGUGCGUGAUCUGUGCCAGAAAUUCUCGGGCGAUGUGAUUCUCACGUCCCGGGACACGACCCGGGGCCAGGCGGCUUUGAAGAAGCUGCAGGAGGAGGGGCUGAAUCCGAUUUUCCAUCAGCUGGACAUCGAUGACCCGCAGAGCAUCCAGACCCUGCGGGAUUUUCUCAAGGAGCGCUACGGGGGUGUGGAUGUGCUGGUCAACAAUGCGGGAAUCGCCUUCAAAGUUGCUGAUACCACACCUUUUCCUAUUCAAGCUGAAGUAACAAUGAAAACCAACUUUUUUGGCACCAAAGCUGUAUCUGCAGAAUUACUGCCUUUAGUAAAACCCCAAGGCAGAGUGGUGAAUGUCUCUAGCAUGGUGAGCUUACGUUCUCUUAAAGGCUGCAGCCCAGAACUACAGCAGAAGUUUCGCAGUGACACCAUCACAGAGGAAGAGCUGGUGGGGCUCAUGAAAAAAUUUGUGGAAGAUACAAAGAAAGGAGUGCAUCAGAAGGAAGGUUGGCCCAACAGUGCUUAUGGAGUGACCAAGAUUGGAGUCACUGUGUUGUCUAGAAUCCAUGCCAGGCAGCUGAAUGAGCAAAGGAAAGGUGAUAAGAUUCUUCUGAAUGCCUGCUGCCCAGGAUGGGUGAGAACUGACAUGGCGGGCCCCAAGGCUACCAAGAGUCCAGAAGAAGGAGCUGAAACCCCAGUUUAUUUGGCUCUUUUACCCCCAGAUGCUACUGAACCUCAUGGCCAGUUUGUCAUGGAGAAAAGGGUUGAAAAAUGGUAAAUUUCAUUUGUAAACCCAUUCCAGAAUGUUACAUAUCUCAGAGUUGAUUAAAAAGUGCCUUUAGAUUGUGUGACCCUGGGCAAGUCACUUGACCCCCAUUGCCCACCCUUACCACUCUUCCACCUAGGAGCCAAUACA